Messenger RNA from Eimeria mitis, 342 nucleotides. RefSeq names its product RAB6 protein, putative. Gene Ontology annotation, molecular function: GTP binding; GTPase activity. The record is from RefSeq and is a predicted model, not a curated record. Bases 1 to 342 code for a protein of 113 amino acids. The transcript is spliced from 7 exons. NCBI's taxonomy places the organism in Eukaryota, Apicomplexa, Conoidasida, Eucoccidiorida, Eimeriidae.
AUGUCAGGGCCGGGCCAGGAGAGGUUUAGGUCCCUUAUACCCUCGUAUAUACGAGACAGCAGUGCUUCUGUUGUUGUUUAUGAUAUCACCAACCGAGCGUCUUUCGUGAACACCACAAAGUGGAUUGAGGAUGUCAGGGCCGAUCGAGCGUCUUUCGUGAACACCACAAAGUGGAUUGAGGAUGUCAGGGCCGAGAGAGGCAAAGAUGUCGUCAUCGCUUUAGUGGGAAACAAAACGGACUUGAGCGACAGACGCCAAGUGUCUCCUGAGGAGGGGGAACAGAAGGCUCGCGAGCUGUUUGUCAGCUUGUGCUUGCUAAGGGUUUUGUUUUUGGGGGUUUAG